This is a messenger RNA of Pseudomassariella vexata, 2385 nucleotides long. RefSeq names its product ABC transporter type 1, transmembrane domain-containing protein. The record is from RefSeq and is a predicted model, not a curated record. NCBI's taxonomy places the organism in Eukaryota, Fungi, Ascomycota, Sordariomycetes, Amphisphaeriales, Pseudomassariaceae. Gene Ontology annotation, cellular component: membrane. Gene Ontology annotation, molecular function: ABC-type transporter activity; ATP hydrolysis activity; ATP binding. The transcript has 7 exons. Gene Ontology annotation, biological process: transmembrane transport. Bases 94 to 2385 code for a protein of 763 amino acids.
CCCUAGCCCCGUAACCUAUUUCCCUGAUGUCCGGCCUUACCCCGUUACAAUAGGGAGAGAGAUUUUCAAUCCUUCUUUUCCGACCACAUCGUAAUGGAGUUCUCAGGAUGCAUUAACGACGAGUCACUUGGACCGGCUUCAACUCUAUGCAAAGUCCUCAUAGGCGAAGCUCCUGUUGCACAAGGGGAGGUGACCAUGGGUCUUGGUUCGCUUUACGGGAAGGUUGGUUACUGUGACCAAACGCCAUACCUGACAAACAUGACGAUCCGACAAAACAUGGUGGAGUUCUCCGCAUUCGACGAUGCACGAUAUAACGAGGUCAUCGAGGCCUCUAUGCUACUUCCGGAUUUGUUCGUCUUACCACAAGGAGACCAGAGCAAAGUAGGCAGCAAAGGUAUCACACUGAGCGGUGGUCAGAAGAGUCGAGGAUGCAUCGCAAGGGCUUUAUAUGUCGAUUCCAAGUUCCUUGUGUUCGAUGAUAUCCUGAGCGGACUCGACGCCGAUACUGAAGAAAAGGGUUUCCGCGAAGUCUUUCCCCCCACAGGUCUUCUUCGCCGCAGAAACGCAACGGCCGUGCUUUGCACUCACUCUGUUGGACAUUUGCCUUCUGCAGGCCACAUCGUAGCUCUCAGCUCAAAUGGUAAGGUCCUAGAGCAGGGGACGUUCCAAGGACUCAUGACCAAAAAAGCUGGAUACGUUUACAACCUCGGAGUUAAGGAAAGCAGCAGUGAAAAGUUUGACAAUGGUAUCAUACCCGCUGGCUCCAACGCCCCAACCAAACAAGGACGAAUGUUGGGCGACGGCACUGUAUGCCGCCAUUACUUCGCCCGCGUCAACAUUUGGAACAUUGCGACCAUAGUGUUCUGCUCUAUAGGCUGGGGUUUCUUCACCAACUUAAACGUCAUCUGGCUUAAGUUUUGGUCCGAGGACGUCGCGUCCAGCCACUCCACGCGUUCGAGUGCACUUUACAUAGGCAUCUACGCACUACUCCAAGUGUCGACGCUCGCCUGCCUCUUUGUGGUCUGUGUGGUUUUGUUGGUAGCCACCAUUCAGUCCUCCGGUGCGAGGAUUCACGAGGCGUUGGUGACGGUCAUCAACGCGCCGCUCAAGUUUUUCACCAACACCGACACCGGGGUCGUAACAAACCUCUUCUCGCAGGACAUGACGCUGCUUGACGGGGCGCUCCCUAUUUCCUUGCUCAAUGUCUCCAUAAUUCUCACCGCCUGCAUCGGGUUGGCUGGCGUCAUUGCCACGUCGUCUCCGUUCCUCGUCAUCACGUACCCGUUUUUGGCCGCGAUUCUUUUCGGUAUACAAAAGUUCUAUCUCCGCACGUCUCGGCAGAUCCGGCUGCUGGAUCUGGAGGCGAAAAGCCCACUCUACACGCACUUCAUCGACACGAUCAAAGGCCUCGCUACAUUCCGCGCCUUCGGCUGGACUGAAGAUGGUAUCGCGCUCAACAAUAGUUUCCUCGACACCUCGCAGAGGCCUGCAUACCUCCUAGCCAUGAUCAACGUUGCGGUCGAACACGGCGUUACUGGCGCCAGUUUGAUCACUCUGAUGACGUUUGGGGAACAGCUGUCGCUCCUCGUGGAGAUGUACACCAUGCUCGAGACGUCGAUCGGCGCCGUGAGCCGGCUGAAGACUUUCAGCGACAAGGUCGUUUCUGAGAACCUGGAGGGAGAUACCGCCCCGAACUCAACCAACAGCAGAGACGGUGGCAGCACAAACUCCGGAUGCCUCGCGAUAAAGAACAUGACCCUAUCCAUAGCGCCGGACGAGAAAGUUGCCAUAUGCGGCAGUAGCGGAAGAAUCGACCACCCAACCCUACGCCAGCGCAUAAUCACCAUACCGCAAGAGCCCGUCUUCCUUCCUGACGGGACAUCCUUUCAAGCCAACCUCGACCCCUUCACGAUCUCCACCGAAGCCGAAUGCCGCGCGGUUCUCGAAAUUGUUGACCUCUGGACUUUCGUCGCAGACCGCGGCGGGCUUGCGGCCGGCAUAUCAUGCGAUAAACUGUCCGCGGGGCAGAAACAGCUCUUCAGCCUCGCACGUGCGGUCCUGCGGGCACGCAUCCGCGCACGGGAACGAGCCGCCGAGUUCGGGGAGAAGGGUCCCGGCGCUGCAGCGGGCGGGAUCUUGUUGUUGGACGAGGUCAGUUUGAGCGUGGAACAGGACACGGAUCGCGCCAUGCAGGGCAUUAUCCGGGCGGAGUUCGAGGGCUAUACGAUUGUGAUGGUAAGUCAUCGGCUGGAGAUGGUCAUGGACUUCGAUACGGUGGUCAUUAUGGAUAAGGGCGAGAUUGUGGAGACCGGCUUGCCUAGGGAGCUGGCAGAGAGGGAUGGGGGACGUUUCAGGGCGUUGUGGUUGGCGGGGAAUAAGGGAUGA